This is a messenger RNA of Misgurnus anguillicaudatus (oriental weatherfish), 10282 nucleotides long. It is a transcript of the gene peak1, whose product is annotated as pseudopodium-enriched atypical kinase 1. The record is from RefSeq and is a predicted model, not a curated record. Gene Ontology annotation, biological process: protein phosphorylation. Gene Ontology annotation, molecular function: protein kinase activity; ATP binding. Lineage: Eukaryota; Metazoa; Chordata; Actinopteri; Cypriniformes; Cobitidae.
GAAGUGCGCGUCCAUAGCGCCCUGCCCUCUGCGCGUCCCCGUGCAGAAGGGCUCUCUAGCCGUUAACGGAACGGCGUAUCAUCGACGUGUGAUCACACAUUUCUCCUGAUCAAAAUAACGUUAUCUCUCAGAUCCAGCGGUCAUUUUGACGGCAGUUCCUCGGUACCGGGAUUAUGACGACACGCGUGGAUUCGUGAAGAGAGCGGUGUCGUUCGCUGAGGGUCCUGAAUACACGGUAGACAGUGAAUAGUUGUGAAGUCCAGGCUGCAGUUUUGAGUGUGAUGGAGGGUUUUCCUGUCCACUGACACAGCAGCACUGCCCUGCAGUCAUGUCUGCAUGCAACACCUUCACUGAGCAUGUAUGGAAACCAGGGGAGUGCAAGAACUGCUUUAAGCCCAAGAGCCUGCACAGGCCUCCAGAGCAGACCAAUGCUGCUAAUGAGAGCAGGACUAACGCCAAUGUCAAGCUUACAAACAACAGCCAGAGGAGCAUGUCCUCAUCACGGGCAGGUCAGGUCCGUCCACCUGUCGCAAAGAAACCUACCAUUGCGGUGAAGCCUACCAUGAUGUUACCAAGCUCUCCGCCAGGACUGGACUCAGAAGGAAACGUUCCCAGGCAUGCAGAGGUAGUGCAGGUUAAUAAAAGUUCACCUUUCUCUGUCUGGACCCACAACACUUUAAAUAGCCCAAGAUUUACAGGGACAAACAACAAUCAAGGAGAGGAUUUGGUUGGGCAAACAGAGGCAUAUGGCCCAAUUUCCCCACAGACAGCUAGUAGUAACAACGGACUGACAGAUGUUCUGAAAGAGAUUGCUGGCCUGGGAUCUUCUCCAAGCUCCAGCAGAGACGACUUCUUCGGACGAAUCUGCAGUUCUUAUAGACGCUCAUUAGAGAGAGGCAUACCAGCUUCAAGCUGCCUUAAUGCUGGAAGUAGCAGCCGAGGAGCUGUAAAACGCGUUUCCCUUAGUGACAGUGCAGAGAUCAUCAGCUCUGAAGGAGGACGUUUCUGUUAUCCAGAUUUCUCAAGUGAUGGUGAUGAUGAAGACGACGACGAUGAUGAUGAAAGUGGUGAUGAGGAUGAUGGAGACCAUGACAGUUGGGAUGAAAGUGAUGAAGAGUUGUUGGCAAUGGGCAUCCGAAUGCGUGGUCAACCUCGUUUUGCUAAUUUCCGUGCAGCCACGUUGUCUCCUGUUCCCUUUGCUGUAGGAAAAAAGUGGAAUACCGUGCCUUUACGUAAUCGCUCGCUGCAGAGAUUAUGCGCAGUGGAUUAUGAUGAUAGUUAUGAUGAGAUUCUUAAUGGAUACCCAUCUGUUGACUCAAAUGGAGCUCCUGCACUUCUGGCAUACAGCUCUGACCACCAUGGUAGUGACUUUCUGUCCACUUCUGAGUCCACCACCUCACCUGAGUCCCUGACAUCUUUGCCUGACGAAUCCUGCACAGGCAGCAGUAGUGGCACCAGUGACCAGAAAAAUGGUCUUUCCUUACAAACUAGCAAAGAACCUUUAGCCAGAGGAUUGAACUCGCCAAAAUCCAAUGAAACUCAUAAAGCUGUCCUAGCUAUUCGACUGGAAGAACAAGAUGACAGUCAAAGAGAGGGCGGGGCUCUCCCACAGGCUCUUCCUGGCCAGCCUAUCACAAUCAGCUUCAGCCCAACUGAGGAACAGGCUAAGCCAUAUCGAGUAGUAAAUCUGGAAAAGGCUCCUAUCUGUAAGCCUUACACUGUAGUUGAUGUGUCUGCCUCGAUGGCCACAAAAGAAGAUCAUUCUCAAUCUAUUGAAAGCUCACCAAAGGCAAGUGGGUCUAAUGCAGCUGUCCGCUCCUUCCCUGACCUUCAUCCAGUCUCACCCACCUCUCCUCAGUCCCCCAAAUCACUCGUCUCGCCUGUGACAUCUCCAUCCUUUUCUUUGUCUCCUGUGGCACCUCUGUCUCCUGCAGGCACAUCAUCUGCAGGACCCAGUGGUUUUCGCACAAAACCCGGCAGCAUCCGUUACCAAGAAGUGUGGACAUCUUGCACCAGCCCUCGACAAAAGAUCCCUAAAGUAGAUUUCUCCAGUAGUGGUGCCACUCCAAGACUCAUCAACCACAAAUCAGCUCCAACUUCUCCAACUGCAGGCUUUGGCUCUGCCCGCACUGUCCCAACCAAAUCUCCAAACCUAUCUGAGAUCAAAUUUAACAGUUACAACAAUGCUGGCAUGCCCCCAUUUCCCAUCAUCAUUCGUGAUGAACCUGCAUAUGCACGUAGUUCUAAGAAAGCAGUGAAGGUUCCCAUAGUGAUAAAUCCUAGUGCUUAUGAUAAUCUGGCUGUGUACAAGAGUUUUUUGGGGCUCAACGGUGAGCUGCCCAAUUCGAAGCCUGGGCCAGGAGAGAGAGUAACCAGCCACACAUAUGAGGAGAUCGGAUCUUCCGAAAGUACGCAGCCCUCUCCUACUGAACUAACACCACAAAUGAAACUAACAUCUGAGACAACAGUUACUGGAGAAUUGAGGACCAAUGCAACAUCAGGACAGACAGUGAAUGACAGCAAAGCCAGAAUUACACUUGGUCUAUCUGCUAUUUCUACAGGUAACCUUAGCCCCAGCCCUACCCCUGCUGGUAUUACCCAAAGCAGUCUGGAUCACAUUCAUAACUCCCUUAGUGAGAAACCACCAGAAGGCAGCAACGAGCCCCAGGUCACACUCAGUGGAGGUUCAGGUCAGAGAGAGAAAGCAAGUGCUGUUCUGUCCCAGAUCGUGUCCUCUAUUCAACCUCCACUAUCUCCACCAGACUCUCCAGCUGGCCAAAGUAAAACUUGCAGUGUUGAAGAACUUUAUUCACAGUCACCAGAUCCCUCGAGAGACACUAUCAGUAGACCCAAAUCACUCCACUGUUCUGCAGAACCUCAUAAAGGAACACCUCUCAAACUCCUGCCUAAAUCUCAAAGUGCCUCUGCUGCUGUACCCCCCACAAGCCCCAAAUCUGAACCCAGUGCACCGUUUCCCCCAACACGGUCCAGCUCCUCUCCGUACCAUUCAAGUAACCUGCUCCAGAGACACUUUAGCAAUUGGACCAGACCAGCUGUUGCCAAACCUAGUGAUGGAGAGACCAGCCCUGGUGCAGAGGGCAGACGUGCAGCUGAUGGUAACAAGCCCAAACGCUGGAUUUCCUUCAAGAGCUUCUUCCGCCGGCGGAAGGAUGAGGAUGAACAGAAGGAGAAAAUGGAACGUGAGAAAGAAAAAGGGAAGUUGUUGGGAUUGGAUGGGACAGUCAUCACUGUAUUGCCCCCUCCACCUGUACAAAAACAGCACUGGUUUGCUGAAGCCAAGACAGAUGACCCUCACCAGAAACCCACUAUUAUAUUUACUUACAAAUCUGGAGAGGAGGGGGAACUUCGGGUUGAGGAGCACAAAGAAAGUUCAGGCGUUACAAUUGGUGGUGGACCUUCCAACCUGUCUACUCCACCAAAGAGCAGAGCCAGUAUCCUCAUUAGCAAAGUCAUGAAUCAGCUUCCAGCUCAGGAUACUGAGAGCGCUCCUGCCACCUCCCUGCUUGCUAAGCCAGAGCUAUCUCCCCUUCGUGAGCCGCCUGCCUGCUGUCCGCCCCCAGCGUCGCCCACCUCGCACAGCAGCAAUCAAGGAGAGCGAGAGGAAGAGGGAAUCGUUCGCACCGUCUCAGAGUCUUCGACAUCGAGCAGCUGCAGGGCCACGUACACCAACCUGGGUCAAUCCAGGGCCAACAUGAUCCCUGUGAAGCAUCCCAGACAUCCUAAAACAUCUGAAGACAAUUUAGCCUCUGACCCAGAGGUCACCGAACCCACCUCCAAAGCCACUCCUCCCCCCUUGCCCAAGAAGUUAGUCCCACGUGCUCAAACCGAACCAUCCACCGUAUCUCCCCGACCCAAAGGAGAGGCCAAACCAGGCGGAGCCAGUCUCAGCGUCGCCAAUCCGCUCUACGAUCUCGAGUCCACGUGGGACACGGCCAGUCAGAGCUCCUCGGUCAGCUCGGAGGCACGACAUCUCGAUGAAUCCGGAGAUUCCCUGGAGCGUCCGGUGGGGGGACGUAGCUUGUGUUCCCUCACCAAUAGCAGCACCGUGCAGGGGUGCGACCGCCGUGGCUACCGCAGUACGGAAAAUUUGACAGGCAGGACGCGAGGGGCCGGGCGACCCGCUAAGGUCCAGAAACAGGUGCCGUAUAGAGGCAUGGACAGCUGGGAGGAAGUGGUCGGGAGGAUUCGAGGCCUGCACACGGAUACGCUUCGUAAACUGGCGACCAGAUGUGAAGAUCGAUUCAUGGCUGGACAGAAAGAUCACCUGCGCUUCGGAACGGAUAGUUGGUCUCAUUUUCGGCUCACUGCCGGAAAACCUUGUUGUGAAGCUGGGGAUGCCGUGUACUACACCGCAUCCUUCGCCAGAGAACCUUUGAUGAAUUAUGCAGUCAAGAUCUGUAGGGGUGUGGUGAAGGAAUCUCAACAGCAAUUUUUUCACAGUCUGGCAGUUCGGCAGAGCAUCGCUGUGCACUUCAACAUUCAGCAGGAUUGUGGCCACUUCCUGGCCGAUGUUCCAGCUCGCCUGUUGCCCUGGGAGAAAGGGGAAGAUGGAGAUGACGAGAGAGAUGGUACAGACGAUGAAAAACACGAAAAAGAAAACGUGUUGAAAAGCCACGAGAAAGACGGGAAACUGUGCAGUCAUGUCGUGGUGAUCACGCGCGAGGUGCCGUUUCAAACGGUUGCGGAUUUCGUACGCGAGGCCGUCGAGCGCCACGCGCGAAACCCCGAGCUGUAUGAAAGGCAGGUGUGCCUGCUGUUACUCCAGUUGUGUGCAGGACUUGAACACAUGAAACCGUACCACGUCACGCACUGCGACCUGCGACUCGAGAACCUCCUGCUGGUGCACUGUCAGCCAGGGAACCCGUGGAACCUGGAAGUGCCGGAGCCCAACAAUAACGCAGCGUCCGGACCCUCAUCGGCCACCGCCUCUGCUUGCCCCGCCCGCCUCAUCAUCAGCAAUUUCUCUCAGGCCAAGCUGAAGAACGUGGUCCUGGAACCGUCUUCGCUCCGCGACCACUCCCGUCUCGCACCCGAGCUCCUCACCGCCACUCAGUACCGCAAGUGCGACGAAUUUCAGACCGGAAUAUUGAUCUACGAGAUGCUGCAUCGGCCGAACCCGUUCGAGGAAAAUCCCGAGCUCAAACAGAGGGAAUACUGUAGCUCGGAUCUGCCCCAGCUUCCCUUGCGAUCCCUCUACUCCAGCGGCCUUCAGCAGCUCGCCACAUUGCUCCUCAACCCCAACCCUUCCGAGCGCAUCCAGAUGGCCGACGCCCGAGCGUGCCUGCAGUGUCUGCUGUGGGGUCCGCGAGAGGAUCUUUUUAAUUCGUUAAACCCCUCCGCUGGAACCGUCCAGCGCCACACCGUCCUGCAGAACUGGCUGGACUUGAAGCGAACACUGAUGAUGAUCAAGUUUGCCGAACGUUCGCUGGACUCGGGCUGUGGCGUGAGCCUGGAAGACUGGUUGUGUUGCCAGUAUCUGGCCUUUGCCACCACUGAGUCUCUGAGCAAAGUGAUCAAAAUCUUGCAGCAGCCGCAAGGCGUCCUGAUCUGAUCUAAAGGCUACAUACGUUGUACAGGCGUGUGAUUUUUAUUUGGUUUUGUUAGUGAAUGUGUUUGCGUUUGGUUUAGUACAGUGGCGUGCAGAGAGUAAAAUCGAGUGAACAAAAGGUUUACAGGAUGAAAGUGACAAAGUCAUAUUUAACUCCACAGAUAAUGGCACAUUUAUAGAGCUGCUUUUAUACACAAAGUGAACUGCAUGAAAUGUGUGUGUGUGUGUGUGUGCGUGCGCGUGUGUGUUUUGUUAGGUUGUCACUCUGCUAUAGGGAACCACUAAUUCGACAUUCGCUGCAUCACGAUUGGUGGUGGUUCGUGAAAUUUCAAGAUGUGUCUCAUCAUUCUUGUUCUGGAGAAGUACAGUAAGCAUCGCAUAUCGAAUUGUGUGUGUGUGUAGAUGUAUAGAGGCCCACGAGAAUCACUGUAAUGUAUGUCUGUGGCAGAAAACUGACAUUAGGUCAAUGAAUGAGUCUAUAACAUGCCUUACUCGUAUAUGUGUGUGUGAGAGAGAGAUUGAAAGAGGCAGAAUAAACAUCAAAUCAGACAUUUUACUCAAAAUACAUUUUUACCCUGAUAUAAUACACAGAAAGAGAUUACAAAUGAUACAGAUUGGAUUACGUUAUUUUUCUACCACAACAAGAGCACUGUAAAGUUUACCAAAGACUGAACCACGCAAAAUAUUUUUACAUUUUCCGAUUAAAUGAAAUAUAUUAAUAAUCUCCCUCAUAAAGAAAGUGUCCUUAUCCAACUGUUAGAAAGGCUUGAUUUUAUUUUGAAGGUCCGAUUUGUUUCUAAUUUUUGAGUAGGAUAUCGAAAUUGAUCUUCUGCCCGAAAGAUAUCACUGAGAAAUUAUUGUUACUGUGAAAGCCGUACACAAAGUCUUACACUUUUAAAGGGUACCUCGACUAUAAAGACUUAUAUGCUUUAAAACUUUAUAUUCGCAUUAAAAUCCAUUGAUAGAAACACAUUAAAUCUUCUUAUUACUUUAAUAUUUUCAAAACCCCAACAUGUAAUACUCAUUUUAAGCUGUAGAGGCCGCCAUUUUGUUUCAUGCAUACCCACUAAAAAUGGCUGGGUUUUUAUGUUUACCCAUAAUGGGCAGAGGCGGACACUACUUGAGCAUUUUAAGUAAAUUUUUCAAGCAUCUGUGCUUUAUCAGAGUGUUUGUCUUGGGAAAAAAAUUUACUUUACUAAAAAAUGUUCACUACAUUCUAAAGCAUAGAAUCAUGCUGUGUAUUUCUUUUAUAUUGCAUAUUAAAAUUAAUUUAAUACCUAAUUAAAUAAAAAUUGUGUACUUUUUACUUAAGUAAAAGUAAAAAAAUACUAGAUGUUUAAUGUACUUAAAUAUUAAAUAUAAACCAAAAACUUUAAAUUAUGAAAUGUAGUGGAGUAAAAAUUAUGAUAAUAUGCUUGGGAAUGUAUGUUUUCCAAAGAAAAACACAGAUAAAAUAUGAAUACUUAAAAAUGUACUUUUAUGUAGAAAUUAAAAAUACUUAGUAGUAGUGUCCGCCUCUGAUAAUGAAUAUUUUUUAUUUUUUAACCUUUAUUUAACCAGGAGAAUCCCAUUGAGAUUAAGAACCUCUUUUGCAAGGGUGACCUGGCCAAGACAAAUUUUUUGAAUAAAAAUUCAAACACAUAGGUACAAACAAAUAUGCACACACACACACACACACAAAAACUAAAACCAACGCGUCAUAAAAUCAAUUUAGAUGUUUACAGUCUAAAAACAUUUACAUAUUAAGGCAUCUGCCUCUAAGUCUUUCAUUUUUAAUUUAAAAGCAUUUAGCGAUAUUAAAUCAGUAAGUUUCAAGUCCUUUUGCAACAUAUUCCAUGAUGAAGGUGCAGAAUACUGAAAUAAAUAUUAACGAAUAAAUUAAUAAAUAAAUUUAUUAAUGAAUAAAUAUUGGACAGAACGCAUGCUGGGUUUAAAAAUUCCCCAAUUUUUGUUGGUUGUUAUGCAACCAUGGGUUAUAACAACCAAGCAUUGGGUCAAUUUUAACCCAGCGGUGUGUUCUGUCCAAUAUUAACCCAAAAAUAACCCAGCCAUUUUUGGAGUGUAGUGCAUUCUGGGUCAAUGACGUGGAAUGGUUGUUGUGAAAUAUUACUAAAGUUUACCGUAGUACAUACUAUGGUAUCUAUAUAGUUUUUCAUGUGAAAUUUGUUUACCUCUCUUUCAUUUGUAUUUUCUGUACAUCUUCAUCAUUUAUGUUACUCUCUGAUUUGUAUUGAAAGGGCUUAACAGAAGAUGUUGAUGUUCUUGUAUUUUUAAUAGCAUGCAAAAGUUAAGACCAUACUGCCACCUACUGUCUGUGAGCAUUUAUAACUUCCAUCUUCUGUUUUACAUCAUUUUACAAUAUAGAGAUUGAAAACUUGUUUGUCAUAUUUACCUCGCUGAAGUGUUAAUAGAAAAACGUAUUGUGACGUAAACAAAAUGGCGGCCUUUGAGUGAAAAGCCUGUUAAAAGAGAUAGUUCACCCAAAGGUUAAAAUUAUGUCAUCAUUUAGUCAACCUGUUGUUGUUACAAACCUUUAUAAAAAAAUGUUGGAAGAUAAUUUCAGUAUUGUUUGUAACCAAACCAAUCUGAGGCCCCAUUCACUAUAGGGAAAAGAAUUCAAUGGAAGAGAAUGGGGCCUCUGAUCGGUUUGGUUACAAACAUUCUUCAAAAUAUCUUCCUUUGUGUUUAUCAGAACAAAGAAAUUAAUACAGGUUUGUAAUAACAUAAGAGUGAGUAAAUGAUGACAGAAUUUUCAUUUUUGGGUGCACUAUCCCUUUAAAUUCAUAUUCAUAUAAUCCCAGUGUUAAAGGGAUAGUUCACUUUAAAAUGAAACUUCUGUCAUCAUUUACUCAUCCUCAUGUUGUUCUAAACCUGUAUGAUUUUUUUUAUCUGAUGAACACAAAAGUUUAAGAAAUGAGCAGCUGAUAGUGACCAUUGACUUUCAUAGUAGGAAUAAAAAUAUGAUGGAAUUUUAUUUGUAACGUCAACUGUGUGCUUACCAUCAUUUAUCUAAAUAUUUUCUUCAUCAUUUAUCACAAUACUUCCAAAAUAUAUUUUUCCUACUAUGGAAGUCAAUGGUCACUAUCUGCUGUGUGUUAACCAUCAUUUCUCAAAAUAUCUUCUUUUGUGUUCAUCAAAAAAAAGAAAUUCAUACCGCUUAAUAACAACAUGAGGAUGAGUAAAUAUUGACAAAAUUUUAAUUUUAAAGUGAACUAUCCCUUUAAUCUAGUAAACAGUACGUAUUUUUAUAGUCGGGGUAUUCUUUAAAAAUGAAGGUGGUGUCACUUAUAGCACCUUUAAGUUUUAAACACACAGUAGUUAAUUGAGAUGUGUAAGCAUAUCAUAAACAGGUGUCACUCCAGAUACCAACCGUAGUGUGAAUAUGUUCCACUUUAAAAUAUCAAACCCUGAAUCCCAAACAUUGUGUGUCUCUAGGUUCGGUGUGAAUCCUUACUUGGAUUUAUGUGCAAUCAUUUAAAAGUGUUACCAUUGUUGCAGUAUUUUAGAUGUAUUAGCGCACUUGAUAGUCUCGGCAUGCAUCUUUUGUCUUCCUAUGUCUGGCACAUAAAUAAAGGGAGUGCGUUCUCAGAGAUCAGACCCACGGCGAGGUGAGGAUUUUUAAGGAUUUGUAAAGUAUUAGCCUGUAUCAAGAAUGGCACGUGCUAAAGUCAUUUUAGUCUUUGUUGUGUAGUGUCAUCAUUGAUAUAGAUGUGUGUUUGAGGACUGCUAGAGCAGGCCGGCGCAGCGGUAGAAAGGAUUCGGCAUGUAGACUGAUCACCUUCUCAUACACACACACACAGGCUGCAUCCCAGUUUGCAUACUACUACCGUGUGUCUUAAAGUACAUACUUGUGCUGGAUCUCAGUAUGUAUUUUUGAGAAUGUAGUUAGACUGACGUAUUGUUUGCGUUAAAAUCUAAAUGCUAACACAUAAUUCAAUUCAUUAUUGUAAAAUGUGCAUUAUUUACAGUUACAUAUUAUACAAAGUGACUUACAGUGCAUUCCCUGGGUUUGAACCCAUGACUUUUUGUACUGUUACUAUACUAAUCUUUAUUAUCUGCUGUAAUGGAUUUUUCUACAAAACAUCCCAAGCACCUUUCUGUGUUCUGGUUAAUAUUAGCCAAAAAAUAUAGAUGCAUUAUUCAGAAUUACUACAUUUCUACUUUAUAUUCUAGUACACAAGUAUGUACUUUUGGAUGCAGCCAUUCCCAAUAUUUCCUGUAUCCAUCACAUUUUAUUUUAUAUCAAAAUCAUAAUCUGCAUAUUUUCAGAAAUGAGUGUAUAUGUCACAAAUUAGGGCGGGACCAUUGGUUUACUCCUAAUAACACAUCUUCCAUAUCAUAAUAAAUUUCAGUAUAGUGAAUCAGGUGUGUUUGAGAAAAUCUAGCGUGUGUUGUGCUGAAUGUUUGUGGGUCCCAUCGAGCAAUAUGUUGUAAAUAAUUUGAGUGUAGUUUAUAGACGACUAUUAGAUCCAUCACAGGCACGAGUUUUAACAUUGAAUGAAAGCAUCAGCGGAUGUCUGUAAACAGGAGGACGUUUGUGUGUUUCUGUUUUGUUUUAUCAAAUUUUAUUCAUGUAUUUACUGUUAUUUACAAAUGUUUAUUGCCAGUGUUAAUUUGACAGUACUGCUUUUUACCUACAUGCAUAUCUUAUGGUAUUCAGCUCUCCAUUACUGAGUUUACUGCUCAUAAUAAAACUAUGAAUAUGUUUUUAAA